Messenger RNA from Cladophialophora immunda, 1522 nucleotides. RefSeq lists its product as uncharacterized. The record is from RefSeq and is a predicted model, not a curated record. Bases 522 to 1106 code for a protein of 194 amino acids. The transcript has a single exon. Lineage: Eukaryota; Fungi; Ascomycota; Eurotiomycetes; Chaetothyriales; Herpotrichiellaceae.
GAAAGAACUUCUAUCGAAGCACCCCAGGCGCCAAUGAGCAACAAUGAGCCACCAGAGGCGACACGGAACAGAUAGGCAACCUCGGCGGCCGAAGACCGAAGGCCCAAAUGAUGGAUCGACGACUCGGAUGCUUCACUCAGCCUUAUCACCAGCCAGUCAACGUCAGCCUUAUCAGCGGCCAUUACUACAUCCGCUGGCUCUUUGUUGUUCGCCCACCGUUGGCAGGAACCUGGUAGAAAACAUGGUAAACUCAGGCUGGGUGUCCCGCGUAUACCACCACCAUACGAGGUAAAGAACUCGAACAAAGACACAGUGCUUGCCAUGGUGCAAGAGGCAGUACUAAAAUUGAUCAUGCUAACAAAGGGACUCAAAAUGCGUGUUCUUUGUCGGGAAAGCCUUUAUUCUGGUCUUCGCGAAAUACAAUAUCUCAUGACAGGCCAAGGGCCACAAGCCAUACCACCCUUCCAGACUUUCUUCUCGCAUCUACUCGAAAAUAUUGCUUUCCCUAUCGCUGAUGCAGCAUGUGUGAAUCACGCACCAUAUAUUACCUUUGCGGCCAUGUCAAGAUCAAGACUAUCGUUCAGUGCGCGGACAUGGUGGACAAAAUGUUAGCCUCCCAUUUGCCGAUUGCUAACGCCCAUCAAGUCUGUGAGAACAGUGUCAGCCACAACCUGCAUGUGUUUCCUGACAUUUGUGACAAGUGUAAGACAACCGGGGUGAUUGGGGACUUCAUGGAGCUUCCAGGCGCCAAGCUCGAAAUUGUGAAGGCGUGGGCUCAGGGCAAGCGGGAGACUCCCAAGCCCGACCCAGACGCCGAGUUAUCCGCUGGCAACGACGAGGGCGUCAGAGAAGAGGAGGAAUCCAUUGAGACCAGCAGAUUUCAGACCGAGAAAGCCAACAUGCUCGAUGAUAAUGCAAGCAUUUCAACAACAGGUAUCACAAGUAUAGCAGAUACGUCGACCGCGAGAAGUCGAGCUUCAAGUUCAACUACGAAUGAAGCGGUACCAGAUCUGGCCCAACUCAAACUGAGGGUUGCAGCCUUGAGGACGAGAACAGAACGCUUACUCUCCAAGGUGCGAGGUCGGAGACCUCCAACACUGGGCUAGUUGUGUGAUUAGCUAUUUCCUGUUCUUGAGGAUCUGGGAGUUGAUGGUGCAUUGUGAACAACAUCAAAUGCUGUCCUCCUAUUCCAUCCGGGGAGAGGUCAGCCUUCAGUGGAGCUCCCAUUGGAAAGGAAGUUCGUGCAAUGAUGGCGCGUCGAACAUGCUGCAUCAGACGGUGCAAUAGUGACUAGACUGACGUGUCGCGGUAAUUGGUGGGUAUGGAACAAUCGUCGGUCGCAAGUCGGGUCGCUCUUACUCGACGGGCACAACGGAAGUCGAUUUCUCCAUGAAAAAACCUAAGGACUGGAGGAGGUGAUUUUGGGCAUCACAGUCACAAUCACUCGUAUCUCACAAUAUUCAUUGGAAACCUGCAGUGCAGGGCUCUCUCACUCUGUUCCCUUAAAGGGUUUGGAAUCCUG